Amphiprion ocellaris (clown anemonefish) is the source of this 1217-nucleotide messenger RNA. RefSeq names its product transcription factor HES-5-like. The transcript has 2 exons. Bases 50 to 535 code for a protein of 161 amino acids. Gene Ontology annotation, biological process: regulation of neurogenesis; regulation of transcription by RNA polymerase II; anterior/posterior pattern specification. Lineage: Eukaryota; Metazoa; Chordata; Actinopteri; Pomacentridae. Gene Ontology annotation, cellular component: nucleus. The record is from RefSeq and is a predicted model, not a curated record. Gene Ontology annotation, molecular function: DNA-binding transcription factor activity, RNA polymerase II-specific; RNA polymerase II cis-regulatory region sequence-specific DNA binding; protein dimerization activity.
ACAGAUCACAUUCUCACUACAGAGACCUCUACAGCUCACACAUCCAACCAUGGCACCUACAAUCACUGCAGCAAUCACCAAUUCUCAGGAGCAUCUGACUCUGAACCACAAGCUCAGAAAACCUCUGGUGGAGAAACUCCGCAGAGAGCGAAUCAACAGCAGCAUUGAGCAGCUCAAGUCUCUCCUGGGUCCAGAGUUCCUCAAACAGCAGCCAGACUCCAAGAUGGAGAAAGCAGACAUCCUGGAGAUGACAGUUUGCUUCCUGAGACGACUGCAGCAGCAGCAUCAAGCUGUGAACACAGCAGCUGCGGAUCAGGGCUACUCCAGCUGUGUCAGAGAGGUGAUGAACUUCCUGUCCAAGGAGGAGGUGAAGACACAGUCCCAGAGAAGACUGUUGAAGCACUUCAACAAGCUGCAGCCUUCCUCUCGUAACAACCUGACAGAGGCUGACUUCUCUCCUCUCAGCUCCACAGUCCAGACCAGCAUCACCAAAGACAAGAGUCCAGUCAACAGCGCCCUCUGGAGGCCGUGGUAGACACCUUAAGAGUUAGACCUAAACUGAGAUGACCGCCAUGGUUGAAACUUAUUAAACCAGUUAUUGUGAUACAGCAAAUCUUCUAUUGGACUGAAUGUUUCUUUCUUUUUGAAAUAAUGUUUUCUGAAACUUUUGUAAAGUAAAACUUUGUAUUAUAUGAAUGACAUAUUUUCCCUUAUUGACAUCAAUAUGAUCAAAAUUGACUAUUAAUGGUCAGUAUUUAAACGCGUACCUUAAAUUCUUGGAAGUCCUUUUGUGUUAAUGGAGUGACAAGAACAGGGAAAUCUUACCCACUUGGUGGUAGUUUUUUCCAAUAUGCGUCUUUUUUGAUGCUGUUAAAUGUUUGUUUUCCACUGACAAAGUUCAUUGACCCAUACUGGGUUUUGCAGACAUCUGUUCUACUAUUAGCAUGUUCUGUUGUGUCUAUAAGUGUAUAGAAGGAUGGCAGUUGUUUUAUUUCUCUUUGUAAGAGAGUUGGUUCACAUUGUUUCAUUUGUACUAAAUGAGCCUCUGUCUUUUAUAAAGAUGCUGAAGUUGUUCACUCUACUCCAUUUGAGUACAAUGUCUUGGCAUACAAGGUUUUGCUGUAAUGCAUCAUCACCACUAAUGCCUCUAUGGAGAUACAGAAGCAUGAUGUUACCCAUUUAUUCUUCUUGAAAAAAUAAAAAAUCUUUAUCUUGAA